Messenger RNA from Sphaerodactylus townsendi, 2724 nucleotides. RefSeq names its product zinc finger MYND-type containing 10 (gene ZMYND10). The transcript has 12 exons. The coding region runs from base 12 to 1388 and encodes 458 amino acids. Gene Ontology annotation, cellular component: centriolar satellite; cytoplasm. NCBI's taxonomy places the organism in Eukaryota, Metazoa, Chordata, Lepidosauria, Squamata, Sphaerodactylidae. Gene Ontology annotation, biological process: motile cilium assembly; outer dynein arm assembly; inner dynein arm assembly. The record is from RefSeq and is a predicted model, not a curated record.
UCCAAGCCGCCAUGGAGGAGCCGCUUGCCGUCUUGCUGCCUGGGGAAGCUGAAGUUUUGGUGCGGGAGUUAAAAAGCUUCCCGUUACGGGAUAUCGGAGAUCAUGGGUGGUUUCGUCAGCAUGAAUAUAUUGAGAAGCUGAACAUGCAAGCCCUGCUGAGUGCUUCUGCAGGGCAUGAACAACUCCUAAUUGAGCUUUUGGUAAACUAUAACAAGAUACCAACUCUUGUUGAGGAAUUAAUUACUGUGGAGAUCUGGAAGCAGAAGAUCUUCCCAAUACUAUGCAGGCUGAAGGAUUUCAUGCCAAAAAGUACCUUUCCCAUAUACUUAGUGUUGCAUCAUGAAGCUUCUAUUAUUAAUCUCUUGGAGACAGUGUUUUUUCACAAAGAAAUCUGUGAAUCAGCAGAGGAUACUAUUCUGGACUUGAUAGAUUACAGCCAUCGGAAGUUAACCCUCCUAGCAGCUCAAAGUGCUUGUGGCAAGAUUUCAAAUGAGAAGAAGCUUCAUCCUGAGGUUCUUCAGAAUUCUUCAUCAAUGCAGGAGUUAAAGAAGCAAGCAGAAACGAUGGAGUUCGAUAUCUCAUUGAAAGCCUUGUCUGUGCUCCGUUUCAUCACGGAUCAGAUAGAGAGUUUGCCGGUGAGUGCAGUGACAAGAAUGCUGAAUACCCACAACUUUCCAUGUCUUUUGGUUCAACUGGUAGAACAUUGUCCAUGGAGCUGCUAUGAGGAAGGGAAGCUAAAGAAAUUUGAGAAUGGGGCAUGGUACGUGGUGCCCCCGGAAGACCAUAUAAAGAUGACUAAGUUGGAUGGACAAAUGUGGAUUGCUCUCUACAACCUCCUCCUGAGCGCAGAAUGCCAGCGCAAGUACAACUUUGAUAACUUCAAUAAAAGCCAGCUGCUAAAGCUUCGUGCGUUCCUGACUGAUAUUGUCAUUGAUCAGUUCCCCAAUCUUUUGGAGAUGCAGAGAUUUUUGAGUCAUCUAGCAGUGACAGAUCCUGUUCCACCCAAGAAGGAUCUCAUACUGGAGCAGGUUCCUGUAAUCUGGGAUCAUGUUGUCAAAGAAAACUCUGGAAAAUGGCAGGCUAUUGCUAAGCAUCAGGUAAACAAUAUGUUUAGCCCUUCAGAGGAAGAGCUGAGAAGCCAGGCUUGCAGGUGGGCACAGACAUACAACCUGGAUGUCAUAGAAGCCCUCAUCCCAGACAAACCCAAGUGUGCAGUAUGUGGCUCUGAGGCAGCAAAACGUUGCUCCCGUUGUAGGAAUGAAUGGUACUGCAGAAGACAGUGUCAAGUGCAGCAUUGGCAGAAGCACAAGAAGGCUUGCAACUUGAUGGCUGAUGCCCUGAAGGAUAUAGAAGAUGAUAUAAAAAUGCAGGCAAAGCCGACUGAGUAAUUUCAUUGAGCCAGUGAAUUUUCUUGGGUUCUUCCUUCAAACGAAUAGGAAAGAUUCAAGGUUGGAUCUUGAGAUACCUCUACUGCCUGACUUGUCCUAAAUAGUGGAGGGUUAUGGACUACUCCAAACUUCACACUAGGGACUGAGAUAUAAACUGGCUUUCUUUUCAGUUACACCAGCAACAAGUACCAUCUAAUGCUGAAGAAACAUCAUCUGUAAGCCAUCUUGUGGGCUGCUUUACACCAAGCGGCUUCUCCAGUCCCAUGAGACUGGGGGACAAACUAGACACGAUGACACCCUCAUGGACACUACAAGGACACCAUAAGUGUCAAAAUACCCACAUGGCACUUGAAAACAUGGGGGGGAAAUUGGGAUCAGGCAGCAUUUUUAAAUAACUUUAAAUUACUACUUUGACCCUGAGAUUAACUGUAGUCUGUAUCCAUAAUGUAACAGCAAAGGUGAUGAAGCUGACUUGCAAGUCUUUUCUUCUUACAAAAAGCUAAUGCUGCUACCCAUAGUACACCACAGCAGGUUUCUCCUGCUUGGGAAACACAAUAACCUGAGCCUCAGUUUUAUAAAACAACCUUUCCAGAGAACUUGCCAAAAACCAAAAGGCUCAAAUCUCUCCUUCUGGAGCAUUUUCACACACCAGUUUAUGUUGUUGGACACUCUCAGUAUUAAAUUUUACUUUGUUCAGACAAAAUAGGUUUUUUGUCAUUGUAGAGUUUCUUGAAGGUUUAAUUAACCUCCUUCCUGUUUUUUUGCAAAUUUCCUAUAAUAUCUGAGGAAACAGAAUGUCAUUUCGGAAUUACAGGUAUAUCCUGCACAUUUGGGUUUUAGUAUAAAGAAAUGUAUCCCCAGUUCCUGUGCAGAUCAGUUUGCCUCAACUACAACUCAUUACGUGCACAAGUUAGCAUGUAGAUCUGCAGUUUGAUUAUAUAUUUUUUUUCUUUAAAAGGAAGAGCUUGUUCCAGAGUGACUAACCUGAAGCAGGGAAGUAUCAGGUUGGGGGAAGGCACUUCACAUUUUUUUUCUAUUUUCCAAAUCACACUCUCAGAUGCUUGCUUGUAAAAACAGCAAUUUCAUGUGUUGGGAUCUGUCAUAUAUUUUGGUUCUGAUUUAUGCAUUGAUGUCACCAGAACUUAAGUGCAAUUAUGAAAACCUGGGAGUUUGCAAAUCCUUUGCUGUGGUAAAGUGCCUGACAUGCAUAAGCCAAACAGAGGUUUUGUUUCAAACCAUCCCAUCUAGUGACUGAAUUGUAAUUUCAGAAGUUUUAAGUGUUAUGCAGAGAGAAAAGGAGGGGAAAGGAUGUGGUUAAUUAAAGAAUUUCAGUUUA